CUGUUCUGUGUCUUUUCCCAGGUGUUUGCGGUGGUGGUGUUUUCCUGCAUCACCACUGAGGGCUACAUCAACCCCCCCGACAGCGCCGAGGCCAGGUGCAUCUUUAACCAGAACGCCUCGGCCUGCCGCUACGCCGUGGGCGUGGGCGUGCUCGGCUUCCUGCUCUGCUCCGCCUUCCUGCUGGCCGACGCCUACGCGCCCUUCAUGAGCAGCGCGCCCGAGCGGAGGCACCUGUGGGGACGCACUCAGGACGUGCGCGCCAUCCCGCAGGACGCCGCCCGGGCCGCCAUCGCCUUCUCCUUCUUCUCCAUCGCCACCUGGGUGAGAAGCCCCGCCCCCACCGGACACACCGGAUGCUGCCGGGACACGGGAACCGGGACCUGUUCAGACGGCCGCCCAUGA
Menidia menidia (Atlantic silverside) is the source of this 402-nucleotide messenger RNA. The record is from the annotation of a GenBank genome assembly. NCBI's taxonomy places the organism in Eukaryota, Metazoa, Chordata, Actinopteri, Atheriniformes, Atherinopsidae.